Molecule: messenger RNA, 508 nt
Organism: Eutrema salsugineum
Lineage: Eukaryota; Viridiplantae; Streptophyta; Magnoliopsida; Brassicales; Brassicaceae
Exons: 2
Coding region: 60-458 (132 amino acids)
Biological process (GO): cell fate determination
Source: RefSeq, a predicted model, not a curated record
AUAAGUUUAAUACUUCUUUUUCCAGAAAUUAUUUGAUAAAACUCCAAAGAGAUCAAACAAUGGCAUCAAACGCUUGCAAACUCCUUUGCCUCAUUCUCUUCCUCGCCUUCGUCGCCCAAGGGUAUGGGGAUAGUCAUCCAAAUGAUCUAUCUUGUCAUCUAAGUGAUCUAUCUAUAAAACAAUCGAAGACCGGAAAAAUAGUUCAGAACAAACCGGAGUGGGAAGUGAGAGUGAAGAACCCUUGUCUUGAGUGUCGGUUGCACUACAUAAAGUUGUCAUGCGUCGGUUUCAAUUCGGUCACACCCAUCGACCCGUCGGCGUCGUUCACUCAUGUACGUGACGUGUGUUACCUCAGAUCCGGUUUCUACAUCCAUCCUCGCGAAGAAGUCGUAUUCACUUACGUAUGGGACACUAGCUCCGACUUCAAGCUCCUAGACGCCGAUAUUGUUUGCCCUUAAAAUUUUUCUACCCGAAACAUGAAAUGUUCAUGUUUUAAUUCUGUUUUGGA